Podospora pseudocomata is the source of this 585-nucleotide messenger RNA. Its product is annotated as ATP-binding cassette glutathione S-conjugate transporter ycf1. Gene Ontology annotation, cellular component: membrane. Bases 1 to 585 code for a protein of 194 amino acids. The transcript is spliced from 2 exons. Gene Ontology annotation, molecular function: ATPase-coupled transmembrane transporter activity; ATP binding; ATP hydrolysis activity. The record is from RefSeq and is a predicted model, not a curated record. Lineage: Eukaryota; Fungi; Ascomycota; Sordariomycetes; Sordariales; Podosporaceae. Gene Ontology annotation, biological process: transmembrane transport.
AUGAAUUGCUCACCGACUACACCUUUACCUUUUGCACCCCCUCCUUCACUCCCUACCUUAAUCACCUUGCCUUAUACCCCCCCCCUCUGUACCCCAGCCCCCCCGAAAUGCAAGGAUCAUGGGGGUGGAGGGGUCAUCACACCCACAAUCUGCCGGCAGGGCAAUAAGGCAGAGCAGCAACAACUGGGAGUAAUGAGCAUCCCAAACUUUCAGAAUCGCCAACGGUCAAACGCCAAGUUUGGGCCUUUUCAUUCACCGGGAUCCAACCUAUCCCAAGGCCAACGCCAACUAGUCUCCCUUGCAAGAGCCAUGCUCACCCCGUCUAACAUUUUGGUUUUGGACGAAGCCACUGCCGCGGUGGACGUCCAGACUGAUGCGCUGCUGCAGAACACGCUGAGGGGACCGUUGUUUGCGAACAGGACGAUUAUCACUGUGGCGCACAGGAUUAAUACUAUUUUGGAUAGUGAUAGAGUCGUGGUGUUGGAGAGGGGGGAGGUGGUGGAGUUUGAUACGCCCGAGAGGUUGAUAGAGAAGAGGGGGGUGUUUUAUGGGUUGGUUAGGGAGGCGGGGUUGGCGGAGGAGUAA